Molecule: messenger RNA, 2246 nt
Organism: Vanrija pseudolonga
Lineage: Eukaryota; Fungi; Basidiomycota; Tremellomycetes; Trichosporonales; Trichosporonaceae
Product: putative transcriptional regulatory protein
Exons: 3
Coding region: 1179-2042 (287 amino acids)
Biological process (GO): regulation of DNA-templated transcription
Cellular component (GO): nucleus
Molecular function (GO): zinc ion binding; DNA-binding transcription factor activity, RNA polymerase II-specific
Source: RefSeq, a predicted model, not a curated record
GCAGCCCUCUUCCCCCCCCUCCAUCAUCAUCACACCCCACCCAGCACACCCAACACACCCACCACCCAAGUUGCCUCCGUCCAUCCCAUCCGAGUCCGAACCCGUUUCCUCCUUCUACCUCCGUCGUCACUGUACCAGCACCAGCAGCAGCAGCAGCAGCCUCCGCCCGCCUUCCCCCAUCACCAUCAGCACCAGCACCGCCGGCGGCAUCAUCCACGGCAGCAUCUCUAGACUGGCGGCUGCACCAAGGGCAUCAACAACAACAACAGCAGCAGCAACAAGGACGUCUGUCUCUGUCGCCAUCGUCUGCACCCUUGCCCCCCCAAAGCAGCAGCAGCACGAGCAGUAGCAGCAGCAGCCGCCCCUAUUCAAGGCCAAGACAGCCAGAUUCCCAGCGGCCAGCCCCAGCAUCCACCCCUGCGUUACUCUCCCACGGACCAGGCCAUCAUCACCCAAUAGACCACCACACGGUAGUCGCACCUCCCUCCUCUUCCUCCUCCCCUUAUUGGAACAGUGCACCUUCCUCGCAUCAGCAACAGCCGCAACGCGAUCACUCUUCUGGCACGCUAGUCCCACCGCGACGCGUCCAACACCGGCCACCUCCACUGCAUCUUGUCGCAUCUCACUCGAGCCCUCCCACAUCGUACCCUCCUCCUCAUCCCCACGCAAACGAGUACCUGUCUCCAUCCCGCUACACAUUCUACCCAAGCCCAGAUACAUUUAAUCCAUCGCCAAGUCCACAGCAACUGUCGGACAGCGCCUCUCCACUGCAAUCACAACAAAACGCGUCACUGCAUCCAGCCUACAGCGGUAACAACACGUUCCCGCAUCCAACGGCCAGCCCAUCAAACACUGCACUAUCAAUAUCGCCGACUGAGCACACCCACUGGGGAGCUCAGCCAGAUCACGUAGCCAACCUGUAUCCUCCAGGCCAAAUCCCCAUUGGUGCAGCCGCACCCCAAACGUCAACGUCCCCAGAGACGGCCACUAUCCCACCCCCAGCCACGACCGAAGCCGACACGCUGUCGUCUGCAACCGGCCAGCCUACGGGCGCUGAGGCGACCCACGCUACGGGCACUGCCGAUCAGGCGCACGCCGCGGCGGCGGAUGCCCAUGCACAGGCGUCUUUAAACCAGUCGCCAGUACACGCAGCUGCGGCUGCCUGGGCGAACCCUACAAUGCCGUACUACAACUCGGUUCCUGGCCAGGUCGACUACUUGGCAGGCGACUACACCAACAUCAACGGCGUCAUCCCACAACUGCAGGCCGAACACUAUGUUGCGGGAGCUGCCGACGACUACAACGGAGUAACCCUGUCCAACUGGGCGGAGGCGAACGCGGCCGCCGACGCUAACGGCGGUGUGCCUUCGCUUGUCACCGAUGAUGCCAACGGUGGCCAGGUUGUCAUUCCCGACCACCACGACCACGACCACCACGCGGCGGCGCAAGCUCUCGCAAUCUCUGGCAACGGAGACGGCGAGAAGCCCAAGAAGCUCGUGUUGGCUUGCCACUUCUGCCGGGGCCGAAAGCUCAAGUGCGAUGGCGGCCGCCCGACCUGCACGCAUUGUGCCAAGCGCCAGCUUGUAUGCACAUACGACGAGCAGGUUCGCCGACGAGGUCCAGGGAAGAGAACGAAGGAGAUGCGCGAACGAGCCGCACGCGAGGCUGAGGCUGCAGGCUUAGGGCUCAACCCCGAGUCGUUAGCCCACCUCACGGGGGAGGCUGGCCCGUCUACUCUUAUCGAGGCGCCCAAGAAGCCCGGACGGAAACGCAAGUCGGAGGCGGUGGACGAGGCGGAGAAGAAGGCCCGAAUGGACCAGGAGCAAGCAGAGGCGCAGGCCGCUGUCCAGGCUGCUGCCCAAGCACACGCCGCGGCUCAGCUCAGUGCUCACGUCGGGCUGGAACAUGCCCUCGGAGAGCACGAUCAGCCUUUAAUCGACCCUGCUCUGGCAGGCGAAGGGGGUGCCGUGCUCGACCUUCCUCCGCUGGAGCCGGGCACGCUGGGUCAAGUCAUCCAGCAGCUGAACGGCGCCCAGCAAUAGCACAAACCACCAUCCUCUCGCCGAAACGCCCUUACAGAAUCACCCAUGGGCUCCCAAGUCGUGUUACCCCCCUCCCCCUUCCCCAUCUAUUAUUGUUUUUUAGGUUUUCGUUCGUCCUUCCUUCGGUCAUUUGAGCCAUAGGGGUAUUUCCGUUGUACCUGUAGGCAGAUGUACAGUGCUGCAGAGGCAGCAAUGAAAGAGGAG